Molecule: messenger RNA, 410 nt
Organism: Suillus subalutaceus
Lineage: Eukaryota; Fungi; Basidiomycota; Agaricomycetes; Boletales; Suillaceae
Exons: 2
Coding region: 37-249 (70 amino acids)
Source: RefSeq, a predicted model, not a curated record
UGCGAAACCGGGGAUGUAUUACUUUGUUCUUCCUCCAUGUGGAGUUAUUGGUAUGCGAUGACGCUCUUGUGCUUACUCUCUGGUCUAACGCGGGGCACUAUCGACUCGUCGACAUCCAUCUGCGCUCCCUCACAAGCGUCUACGCACCGAUUGUGUUCAGGAAGCAUGCAUGAGACAGAAGAUCCAGCAUACGUCCCUCUCUCGUCCAAGCGGCAGACGAUGGGCAGUCGACUGAUUGAAUGGAAUUGAACAACACCAGAGCUCGUGGCGAAGGGUAUGUUCAUGGACCCUGAUACGACGCGCAUCAUCACAAAAUGAAUCAUCCUCACUUGACAUCAUUUUAAAAUACACAAGAAGAAGACCGUGGCAGCGCGAUAUGUACUCUUCAACUGAGGACAGAUAACAUCUAG